Messenger RNA from Echinococcus granulosus, 357 nucleotides. RefSeq lists its product as hypothetical. NCBI's taxonomy places the organism in Eukaryota, Metazoa, Platyhelminthes, Cestoda, Cyclophyllidea, Taeniidae. The coding region runs from base 1 to 357 and encodes 118 amino acids. The transcript is spliced from 2 exons. The record is from RefSeq and is a predicted model, not a curated record.
AUGUACGAUUUGAGUCUCGUGGACGAAACCUGCAAACAGCUAUGUUUCUGCAGCUUUGAUGACAUCUCACACUGCUCAAUGGAAAUCGUUGUUGAGAGCCUCCAUUGUGGCACAGAGGGACACACAAAACGCUUGCCAUGGACCAAGAACCAGUCGACUAAAGAGACCAUAGGGGGAUCGGAUCAUUACGCAUUGGCUGAACUUGUUAUAACAGUGAAGGAGACUGUCCGAUGCGGCCUCUAUGAGAAACUGCAGCAUCAGGCUUUCACGGUGCACUAUAGCGAUGGAUUUACACAUAGUAAUGCAAACCUUCUACAACCAGAUAGUGCUGCAGUGCAUCUAAUGCCAUAUUUUUGA